Ficedula albicollis (Collared flycatcher) is the source of this 2304-nucleotide messenger RNA. RefSeq names its product cyclic nucleotide gated channel beta 3 (gene CNGB3). Gene Ontology annotation, molecular function: intracellularly cAMP-activated cation channel activity; cGMP binding; protein-containing complex binding. Gene Ontology annotation, cellular component: plasma membrane; photoreceptor outer segment; intracellular cyclic nucleotide activated cation channel complex. NCBI's taxonomy places the organism in Eukaryota, Metazoa, Chordata, Aves, Passeriformes, Muscicapidae. Gene Ontology annotation, biological process: monoatomic cation transmembrane transport. The record is from RefSeq and is a predicted model, not a curated record. The transcript has 20 exons.
AUGUUUAGAAAACUAAAAUCAGUAUUUUCUAGACCAAAAUUAGCACCUGAGAUAGUAGAUCACAAGAAUGAAGGUGCCCCUCCACCACCAAAGGCAUCAACAGGCCAGGAUGAAAAUAAAACCACAAAUGAACCGCAGAAAGCAGAGGCCAAUAAUAAAGUAGAGCCUGUACCAAAGCAACAAGAUACAGAAUCAGCAAAAGCACCUGAGCCUUCAAAACCUGAAAACUCAGCUGAACCAGCUAAGGCAACUCAGCAGGAAGAGCAUGAACAGAAAGAUGGGAAAGAAGAUGCUAAUGCGCAGAAGCCAACGCGUCCUGGUUUCCAAACAAAUGAGUACACUGAUGCCCAGCUUCAAGAGAUUGUCAAAAAACUCCGUGAAAGGGCAAAUGUGUAUAAGGAAAAGCUGAAUGAUCCAGUGAUAUCUUCACCAGAAGCAAGUCCUCCAGUUUGUAAAAUUUAGUCACUGCCCAGUAAAGAGGAAGCAGAAGCAAAGCCAGAGGAGGAUCAUUACUUAGAUAUGCUGUGUUGUAAAUUCAAAAAACCUCCACUGAAAAAAUACAUGGAGUAUAUGAAGCUACCAGAUACCAUUGACUCAUAUACAGACCGGCGUUACGUGGCGUGGCUCAUGCUGGUGACCAUCGCCUACAACUGGAACUGCUGGUUCAUCCCCCUGCGCUACGUGUUCCCCUACCAGACCCCCAGUAACACAAUAUACUGGUUUGCCAUCGAUGUCAUGUGUGAUCUGUGCUACCUCUGCGACCUAAUCGUGUUCCAGCCCCGAGUGCGCUUUAUCCAAGGGGGAGAUAUCAUAGUAAACAGAGUGGAAACAAAGAAAUUCUACCGCAGCUCUGUGAAGUUUCGGCUUGAUGUGCUAUCAGUGUUUCCAUUUGACAUUUUAUACUUCUUCUUUGGAUUUAAUCCAGCACUUCGAGUAAACAGGAUGCUAAAGCAUAACACAUUCUUUGAGUUUAAUGAUCGUUUGGAAGCUAUUAUGGAAAAAGCAUACAUCUACAGGGUCAUUCGAACAACUGGAUACUUGCUGUUUAUCUUGCACAUUAAUGCAUGCCUGUAUUACUGGGCUUCAGACUAUGAAGGAAUUGGCAGCACUAGAUGGGUGUAUGAUGGCGAAGGAAACAUGUACCUGAGGUGUUACUACUGGGCAGUUCGUAGUCUAAUCACCAUCGGUGGCCUUCCAGAACCACAAACGCUCUUUGAGAUAAUUUUUCAACUGCUGAAUUAUUUCAUGGGUGUCUUUGUCUUCUCCAGCUUAAUUGGCCAGAUGAGAGAUGUAAUUGGAGCAGCAACAGCAGGGCAGAACUACUUUCGCUCCUGUGUGGACAACACUGUCUCCUACAUGAACACUUAUUCCAUUCCAAGAUUGGUGCAAAACCGAGUUCGAACUUGGUAUGAAUACACAUGGGAGUCUCAAGGAAUGCUGGAUGAAUCAGAAUUACUGGAGCAGAUGCCAACUAAAAUGCACUUAGCUGUUGCUAUUGAUGUGAACUUUGCCAUUGUCAACAAAGUGGAGCUAUUCAAAGGCUGUGAUACCCAGAUGAUAUAUGACAUGCUGAUAAGGUUGAAAUCCAUUGUAUAUUUACCUGGUGACUUUGUCUGCAAAAAGGGGGAGAUUGGCAGAGAGAUGUACAUCAUCAAACAGGGUGAAGUUCAAGUCCUUGGAGGCCCUGAUGGUACCAAAGUCCUGGUUACACUCAGAGCAGGAGCUGUAUUUGGGGAGAUCAGCCUACUAGCUGCAGGUGGAGGAAAUCGAAGGACCGCCAACGUGGUGGCUCAUGGCUUUGCCAACCUUUUCAUUCUGGACAAGAAAACACUCAAUGAAAUCUUGGUGAACUAUCCUGACUCAGAAAAACUUCUCAUGAAGAAAGCAAAGGUGCUGCUGAAGCAGAAGGGGAAACCUGCUCCAGGACCACCAGUGCAACAACCACGGGGCUUGGCCAGUCUCUUUGGGCAGAAACAGGAAACUCCAAAAUUGUUUAAAGCAAUGCUUGGAGGAAAAGGAAAAGAAGGAUUCGCUAGGCUGCUACAGCUGAAGAAACAACAAGACACUCAGGAAGCUCAAGCUGCAACAGAGACCAAGCCUAAAGAAGAAGAGAAGAAACCAGUGGAGCCUGCAGCCCCCUCUGCACCCCCUGCUCAAACAGAGAAGCCAAAGGAAGAUGCUAAGCCUGCAGUUAUGCAGAGAACAACCAGUAAGGAGUCUCUGAUCAUCAGUAUGACACCAUCCCCCAGAGCAGGAGAAGGAGAGAUCCUUAAAGUUGAAAUCAAAGAGAAAGAAAAAAAAUAG